AUGUCAUUUCGCUCCUUUGCUUCUGCCGCGAGCUUGCUCGCUGCCCUGCCCUUGGCCCUGGCUGGCUUCGACCCCGGGUCGUCUAAGAACAUUGCCGUCUAUUGGGGGCAAAACUCGUACGGCCAGAAGGAUAGCCAACAGAACCUUGCGACUUACUGUGCAAACUCGGACGUCAAUAUCAUUCCUUUGGCUUUCAUGAACGGUAUCACGCCGCCCAUCACCAACUUUGCCAGCGCUGGCGACAAGUGCGACAAGUUUCCGGACAAUCCCAACCUCCUCAAGUGCCCUGAGAUUGAGGCCGACAUAAACACUUGCCAGACCAAGUAUGGCAAGACCAUUGUCCUGUCACUCGGUGGUGCGACGUACACCCAAGGUGGCUGGGGCUCGACGGGCGAUGCCGAGAGCGCAGCGGAGAGCGUGUGGGCCAUGUUCGGGCCCGUCCAGUCCGGCAGCAAUGUCGACCGCCCGUUCGGCAGCGCCGUAGUGGACGGCUUUGACUUCGACUUUGAGUCGUCGGCAAACAACCUGCCUGCCUUUGGCGCCAAGCUCCGAAGCCUCAUGGACGGCGCGGGCGGCAAGAAGUUUUACCUGACGGCUGCGCCCCAGUGCGUAUUCCCGGACGCCGCUGUCGGCUCGACGCUGGACGCCGUGGCCUUUGACUUCAUCAUGAUCCAGUUCUACAACAACUGGUGCGGCGUGUCCAACUUCCAGGUCGGCUCCGAUACGCAGAACGCCUUCAACUUUGACGUCUGGGACAAGUGGGCCAAGGGCAGCAAGAACCCCAACGUCAAGGCGCUCCUCGGCAUCCCGGCCAACACGGGCGCCGGCGGCGGCUACACCAACGGCGAGAAGCUCAAGGCCGCGAUCCAGUACUCCAAGAAGUUCAGCAGCUUCGGCGGCGUCAUGAUGUGGGACAUGUCGCAGCUUUGGGCCAACAAUGGCUUCCUCAGCGAGGUGGUGGGCGACCUUGCGUAG
Molecule: messenger RNA, 975 nt
Organism: Purpureocillium lilacinum
Lineage: Eukaryota; Fungi; Ascomycota; Sordariomycetes; Hypocreales; Ophiocordycipitaceae
Product: chitinase 2
Biological process (GO): carbohydrate metabolic process
Cellular component (GO): extracellular region
Molecular function (GO): chitinase activity
Source: RefSeq, a predicted model, not a curated record